Molecule: messenger RNA, 3243 nt
Organism: Pararge aegeria (speckled wood butterfly)
Lineage: Eukaryota; Metazoa; Arthropoda; Insecta; Lepidoptera; Nymphalidae
Gene: AGBE
Product: 1,4-alpha-glucan-branching enzyme
Exons: 14
Coding region: 163-2220 (685 amino acids)
Biological process (GO): glycogen biosynthetic process
Cellular component (GO): cytoplasm
Molecular function (GO): hydrolase activity, hydrolyzing O-glycosyl compounds; 1,4-alpha-glucan branching enzyme activity; cation binding
Source: RefSeq, a predicted model, not a curated record
ACAUUACUUGACAUAGUCGACCCCCGUACAUUAUCAGUAAAACUCAUCACAAAAUCUCAACGCAUUGAAUUUGUUAUUUGAAUUCUAUUUAUCGGUUCGCGCGGUUGUCACUUCGGCGCGUGCGCAUUCAAUUUCUACCAAUUGUACCUACCUAUAGAUAAAAUGGGAGGAAAUUAUUCCGCUAUGGAUCCGAUGCAAGUGCCCGUGCCUGAUUUACGGAAAUUAUUCGAAAGAGAUGGUUAUCUGAAGCCUUACGAAAGAGAAAUCCGACGACGUUACGCGUGUUUUAAGGACAUCUGGGACAAAAUCCAGGCGUGGGAUGGCGGUUUGGAGUCAUUCACAACGGCCUACACGUAUUAUGGUCCGCAAUUCGGGUUCGACGGAUCGGUAGUGUGGCGAGAAUGGGCCCCAGGUGCACACAGCAUGCACCUGCAAGGGGACUUCAAUGGCUGGAAUCCGAAGAGUCAUCCAUUCAAGAAGCUAGAGUAUGGGAAGUGGGAGCUGUAUAUCCCAGCUAACCCGGACGGCUCCCACCCUCUGAAGCACCAGAGCAGAGUGCAGAUUAUUGUAAACGACCAUUUGUACCGCGUGUCACCAUGGGCUAGCUACGUCAAACCUCACGAGGGAUUCACUUACCAACAGUUCAUUUACAGGCCUAAUGAGCCUUACAAAUUCAAACACUCCAAAGUUAAUCGACCAGCUUCUCUAAGGAUUUACGAGUGCCACGUCGGUAUCGCUACCAAUGAAGGUCGUGUUGGCACGUAUCUGGAGUUCAAGGACAACGUUCUGCCUAGGAUCAAGGGCUUAGGUUACAAUGCAAUUCAGUUGAUGGCUGUAAUGGAGCAUGCCUAUUACGCAUCAUUUGGAUACCAAGUCACAAGUUUCUUCGCGGCUAGCAGCCGAUAUGGAACUCCCUGCGAGCUAAAACAGUUGAUCGAUAGAGCCCACGAGCUCGGCAUAUACGUAUUGCUAGACGUGGUGCACUCCCACGCCUCGAAGAACACUUUGGAUGGACUGAAUGAGUUCGACGGUACCAACGCGGGCUUCUUCCACGACGGACCCCGCGGUACGCAUUCUCUUUGGGACAGCAGACUGUUUAAUUACUCAGAAACCGAGGUGCUACGAUUUUUGCUAUCCAACCUGCGAUGGUAUCAGGAGGAAUAUCAGUUUGAUGGAUUCAGAUUCGAUGGUGUCACCUCCAUGUUAUACCACAGUCGCGGAAUAGGCGAGGGUUUCUCGGGACAUUACGAUGAGUAUUUCGGCCUAAACGUGGAUACCGAAGCCUUAGUCUAUCUGAUGUUGGCCAACGAGCUCAUUCAUAGAAACGAUAAACGCGCCAUUACUAUUGCCGAGGAUGUAUCAGGCAUGCCAGCUUCAGGGCGGCCGGUCAACGAAGGCGGCACUGGGUUCGAUUACCGACUAGGCAUGGCCAUUCCUGACAUGUGGAUCAAACUGCUUAAAGAGGAGAAAGAUGAAAACUGGGAGAUGGGCCACAUAGUUCACACUCUAACCAACAGACGCUGGCUGGAGGGAACUGUGGCUUAUGCUGAAAGUCAUGACCAGGCUCUGGUUGGAGACAAGACCAUCGCGUUCUGGCUGAUGGACGCGUCGAUGUACUCGCACAUGAGCACGCUGAGUGAACCCAGCCCGGUCGUAGAGCGGGGCCUCGCACUGCACUGCAUGAUCCGGCUCAUCACCAACGCGCUGGGCGGCGAAGCUUACCUCAAUUUUAUGGGUAACGAGUUCGGCCACCCCGAGUGGCUUGACUUCCCUCGGGAGGGCAACAACUCUUCGUACCACUACGCGCGUCGCCAGUGGCACCUGGUGGACGACCCCCUGCUCAAGUACCGCUUCCUCAACAAGUUCGACGUCGAUAUGAACGCGCUUGAGGAGAAAUAUGGCUGGCUCAGUUCUAACCCGGCCUACGUGUCGUGUAAGCAUGAAGGCGACAAGGUGAUUGCGUUCGAACGCGCCGGCCUGCUUUUCGUGUUCAACUUCCAUACCUCCCAGAGCUUCACUGACUACCGUGUGGGCAUCGACGUUGCGGGAAAAUAUAAGGCUGUAUUGUGCACUGACAGCAAAAGGUACGGCGGUUUCGGGCGCGUGGAACCAGACAACGAAUUCCAUCAUACGCAAAACAUGCCGUGGGGCAACCGGAAUGAUUCAGUACAGAUCUACAUUCCUUGCCGUUCAGCUAUUGUUUACGCCCGAUAUGAAUAAAAACAAACACUAAUUUCUUAAUCAAAUUAUUAUUUUAUAUUUAAGGUAGGUAUAUAUAUGAUUCUUUUUCAAAUUCCACAUUGUUUAAUGUAUGUAAAAGUGUGCAAGCAUUUAAUUUAGCAUGCAAGAUUAAUGUAUCUACACAUUAUUGUAGUAAAAUAAAUAGUUUCCAAAUGACAUUGUUCUGUGCACCAUAUUAGCAUUUUGGUAAAGGUUACAUGGUUGGUGUAUUUAUCUCACAUGUUAGACCCUGAAAUAUAAAGUGAAAGGGCAAUUAAACAAAGAUAGCUUUUUUGAGUUGCCCAACAAUACAAAUAAUUAAUGAUCAUGAAACAACAGCAUUAGCAGUAUGCUCACUAAUUUGGAUUGUAGACAACCAAUUUGCAAUAACUAUACAAACAUAACUGUAAUGUCUAACAAUAAAUCUGAUCAAAGCAUAUGAGAAAGAAAGAAAAUAUCUCAAUAAACAAAUUGAUGGAAAUCCUGAUAAGAAUAUCAUUAUAGUGUCAUUUUUAUAUGUAUACAGGUCAGCUCAGGUGCACUUACUUAUUUACAAUAUUUUAUAUUUUAUUGUAUAUUUUAUUUUAUUACAUAUCGCGAUGUAUUAUUAAAUGUCAAGUAACUGUAUACUUGUGUCGAAGUGCCAUAACCUAGUCACUCUAUACAUUUUGAUUUGUUUUUUUUUUAAAUUUUAUUUAAAAUAUUAGAAAUUUAUUUUCAAUUUCAUAAGUGUCUUUAAUACAAGUCUAUAUUAUAAAGGGCUAUCCUGUUCAUUUAUUUACGAGUAUUUCCUUAUAGAAACAAACAUAAAGAAAAAAAUCUGAUUGCUGUAUUAAACAGGUUGAAGAGUAAAGUUGUUAUUAAUAUGUAUGGCAUACCUAGUAGCAUGUUAUAUUUAUAUAUUUGGUUGUUUAGGAAGCCAAGGUGUUAUUGUUUAUUACUUUCCAAUUUUAUGUAAUUGAAAGACUUAGAUAGUAGUACAAAAAUAUUUUUAUUUUUUAUUAAACAUUGUUUUGUAUGUAA